Molecule: messenger RNA, 330 nt
Organism: Brassica oleracea var. oleracea
Lineage: Eukaryota; Viridiplantae; Streptophyta; Magnoliopsida; Brassicales; Brassicaceae
Exons: 2
Coding region: 1-330 (109 amino acids)
Source: RefSeq, a predicted model, not a curated record
AUGUCUGCAAUUUCCACCUAUCUCUACGGCAAGAUUCCAGAGACAGAGGAGAUGGCUAAGAAGGAGAAGUCACGUGCCAAGUUCUCGCAGAAAACGCUCAUUCACAUCAUUCCGUUCGCCCUUUCUUAUGGGGAUUUGGGGAUGAGAGAAGAAUCUAUCGCGGCUAGGAUUGAAGGAUUGAUGAUCGAAGGAGACAUCAACAACGAUAGUGAUGGAACUCAGACUGGUUUCUCGGGCGCCACAUUAAAACUUGGUGGCGAUUCAGACAAACUAGACCAUGUUGCUCGGAGCACACGAGCUUCGAGGAAACUAAUCAAAGGGUUCCAUUAA